Molecule: messenger RNA, 1834 nt
Organism: Raphanus sativus (radish)
Lineage: Eukaryota; Viridiplantae; Streptophyta; Magnoliopsida; Brassicales; Brassicaceae
Product: formin-like protein 20
Source: RefSeq, a predicted model, not a curated record
UUAUUUGUAAGGAAGGUGUAAGGUAAAGUAGUAAUCCAGAAAGAAGAAAAAAAUCUAAACAGAAGUGGCAAAGCAUAUAAAGCAAACAUUACAGCAGCAUCUAAAACAUACAACUACUCACAUAAAAAAAAAGUUUUCUUUUAAAAUCCUAAAUUCAAAAAGUUAUUUCUUUUUUAAAAAAGGAAGCGUAUGGAAGAAGAAGACGGAGACGCGUCUACGCCGUUCUGGCUUCAAUCCCGCCGCAAUAACACUCACUUCCGCCGUACAUCUAGUCUCGGCGGCCGCGCAACCACCGUCGCCAUCCAAGCAUUCUUCGCCGGAGCAGCGGCGAUCCUCAUAGUCUUCUUCAUUAUCCAUCCAUUCUUCUCCUCUGUUUCACAGUUUCUCCGACCACAUUUGGUCCGCAAAAGCUGGGACUAUCUCAACUUCGUCCUCGUCCUCUUCGCCGUUAUAUGCGGUUUCCUCAGCCGCAACACUGAUAACGACGAAAGCAGCAAUCACAACAAGGAAGAAGUCGGUAAAAAUAAUGAGCGCGGGGUUCGUGUAUCCACGCCGCGUUAUUGGAUCGAUGAUCACGGAGGUGAUCAGUUUCCCGACCAGACGGUGUACAAGAGGAGGUUUAGCAGUUUAAGGAGUAGUAGCUCGUAUCCAGAUCUGCGGCUCGGAGAAAUUGAAUCCGAUGAACGGUGGAGAUUUUACGACGAUACACGUGUAAGUCGAUGCCGUUAUGAAUCUUCAGAUCCUCCGAUUUAUCGAGCAGGGAGCGGUUUCGAAACUGAGAAAGCUGAAGUAGUAGAAGAGCUAUCAGCGCCUUCUAAUCCGCUGCCUCAGCCUUCUGCUCCUCCGUAUCCUCUUUCUCCUCCGCCAUCUCCGCCUCGUGCUCCUCCACCGUCGAAGCCAGCGAAGAGGAGGACAAAGAGAGUGUAUCAAGAUGUUGCUGCAAAGGAAGAGAAGAAGCAAAGUGGUGAUUCUGUUGCAGCGGCGACGCCUCUGAUCACUCCGGUUCCGGUGCCGGAGAGCAGUAAACAUGAGAAGAAGAAAGGCGGAGGGGCAACGAAAGACUUUCUUAUUGCCUUACGGAAAAAGAAGAAGAAGCAAAGGCAACAGAGCAUCGACGGUCUCGAUUUACUCUUCGGCUCCGAUUCUCCAUUUGACUAUUCACCGCCCCCGCCACCUCCUCCACCACCUUUCUUCCAGUCCAAAAGAGGUAAAACCAAAACUAGAUCAAAUCCGCCGCCUCCUCCUCCGCCACCUCCACCAUAUCGGAGCUAUGAAUCACGCUCAUCAACGGCGAAGAUACACAAAGCCGAGGUAACUCGCUUCUAUGACACUGGAAGCGAAUCGCCACCACCGAUGCCGAUCCCGCCGCCUCCUCCUCCACCGCCGUUCAAAAUGCCGGCAUGGAAAUUCGUGAAGCGUGGAGACUACGUCAGGAUGGCUAGCAACAUUAGCAUAAGCUCAGACGAACCUGAUGAUGACGAUCAUAAGUCAGUUGACGUUAAGACAGUCGAGAGUAUGUUUUGUCCGAGCCCCGACGUAGAUACUAAAGCUGAUGAUUUCAUCGCGAGGUUCAGAGCUGGACUCAAGUUGGAGAAGAUGAACUCCGUGAAAAGAGGGAGAUCCAAUUUAGGACCCGAGCCCGGUCCUGGCGAUUCAUAAAUCUAAACUGGUUAUAAAUCCAUUCGAGGCCUAGGCCCAUGUGUACAGACGUUGAUUUCUUCUUUUUUUCGUUCUUUUGGAGUGUUUUAUUCUUGAUCGUCGCUUCCUUUUGGUGUGUAUGAGUAAAUUGUGUUGUGUCCAUCAUAUAUAUUUCUUGAACUAGUUUCUCGAGCUA